AAACGGUACAAAAUCUCUUCGAGAAAAGCAAACGUAUGUGAACGGACUAAACAAAAAGAUACUGGAAUUAUGUCCAGACGUUAACAUCGAAAAAGAAAUCGAUGAAACGACGGAGCUGAAUUUCAGAAUCGAUGAAAUUCUGGGAAGAAUUCAAGCUUUUAAAGACGGUCGUUACGCUCAGACCAAUGCAUUCGGAGUUGGGAGUGGAACGACACAAAUUAUUACGUCAACGCCUUCCAGAGAAGCUGAAAACGUUGAAGAAGCAACAAAUAACGAACAUGGUCUCAAUACAAGCGGGGUUACCAUGGGUUCUGUUGCCAUUCGUCUGCCAAAAAUAACGCUCCCACGAUUUAACGGAGAUAUUACACGUUUCAUGUCUUUUUUGCAGAGUUUCGAGAAUGCCAUAGAUAAAAACGAAAGCAUAACUGCAGUUGAUAAGCUCAACUACUUGGUGAAUUUGUUGGAGGGUCCAGCAUACCGUGCAGUAUCAGGACUCGAACUGACGGAACAAAAUUAUUUAAAUGCAAUGGAAAUUUUGAAGGCAAGGUUUGGCAACAAACAACAAAUAAUCUCGACGCAUAUGCAGGCUCUCCUUGGGCUACAAAACUGCCCAAACGAAAACGUGAAGCAAUUGCGCUUCAUUUACGACAGCAUAAAUGUACACGUAAGGGGGCUUGAAGCCCUUGGUAUGAGUUCUGCAAGUUAUGGCAGUUUAUUAGUACCAAUCCUUAUGGCAAGAAUGCCGCGAGAAAUUACAUUGCAUGUCGCCAGAAAGACGACCGAGGAAGUUUGGCCGAUAAAAGAAAUAUUGGAGAUCGUCGAAAAGGAAAUUGAAGCCAGGGAACUGAGCGAUAACAUCAAGCCCGUCGAAAGGAAAUUUGACAAAACUUCAGGAUAUGGACCAAAAUCACCACAAGGCACUACGAAGACAUUUUUGACGAAAGACGAAAAAGUGCAAGAUUGUGUUUAUUGUGGGCAUGCACACUCUCCGUCAAGCUGCAAAGAAGUCCAGGAAAUAACGGGUAGAAAGAAGAUCCUAUUGGAGACCAAACGAUGUUUUUCCUGCUUAAAAUCUGGACACAUGACAAAAAAGUGUCGGGAAAAUCGAAAUUGCAAAAAAUGUGGCAGAAAUUUUCACCACGAGUCAAUUUGCUACAAAGGAGCAAAACAAACGGAGGAAGAAACAAAAGUAACUACCAGUGUUACAGGAAAACAAGAAGUUUUGCUGCAGACGGCCACUGCGUAUGUUUAUGGGGCAGACAAGGAUCAGAGGAUGAAAAUCAAUGUUUUCUUCGAUAGUGGGAGCCAACGAAGCUACAUCUCUGAAGAAGUCAGACGAAAACUAAAUCUGGAAGUCGAAAGACAGGAAAACUUAAAUUUGAACACAUUUGGAACUGAGAAAUCAGUACGCAAGAAAUGUGACGUCGUUAAGUUAAUGUUAGAGACAGGAAUAGAUGAGACGCCAAUUUUGAUAAGCGCCAUAAGCUAUCAGUCUAUUUGUUCGCCUAUAAAUACGCGCAUAGACGUAAGCAAGUAUCAGCAUUUGAUAGGCCUUAAUCUAGCGGACAAGAAGCUAAGCGAGCAAAAUAGGCGCAUUGAUUUGCUUAUUGGUAAUGAUUAUUUAUAUGAUGUAAUCAUUGGUGAUGUUAUUAGAGGUACAUCAGGGCCAAUAGCCGUAAGUAGCAAAUUAGGAUGGCUACUUUCGGGAAAAGUACCAGGAUCCUUGGAGCCUAAAACCUAUUCUAAAGUGACUUCUAAUUUGAUUUUAGAUACGUCAGUUGGAAGGCCUGUCGAAGAAAAUGAGGAAAUAACGCAAACGCUUCGCGAGUUUUGGAAACAAGAAUCAUCCGGGAUUGACAAGGGGAGUGAACCCACAAAUGAAAACAAACAAGACGAGCAAUUUGAAAUCACCUUUAAUGGUAAAAGGUACCAGGUAAGCCUUCCUUGGAAGGUUGAUAUAUCUUGCCUUAAUGAUGAUUAUAACUUGGCAUUAAAUCGCUUAAAAUCUUUGCUUUGCAGGUUAAAAGGAAACCCUGAAUUAUUAUCUGAAUAUGAUAACAUUUUCAAAGAGCAAUUAAACAACGGAAUAAUUGAGCAAGUCCCUGUGGAGGAGGAGAAUCAGGGUAAUCCUCAUUUUAUGAGUCACCAUGGUGUAAUUCGACGAGAUCGUGAAACAACAAAACUUCGUGUUGUUUUAGAUGGAAGUGCUGUUAUGUUGUUAAAAAGGGCCUAA
Molecule: messenger RNA, 2233 nt
Organism: Rhopilema esculentum
Lineage: Eukaryota; Metazoa; Cnidaria; Scyphozoa; Rhizostomeae; Rhizostomatidae
Source: RefSeq, a predicted model, not a curated record